Molecule: messenger RNA, 3112 nt
Organism: Mizuhopecten yessoensis (Yesso scallop)
Lineage: Eukaryota; Metazoa; Mollusca; Bivalvia; Pectinida; Pectinidae
Product: 3-keto-steroid reductase-like
Exons: 11
Coding region: 80-1120 (346 amino acids)
Biological process (GO): cholesterol biosynthetic process
Cellular component (GO): endoplasmic reticulum membrane
Molecular function (GO): 3-beta-hydroxysteroid 3-dehydrogenase (NADP+) activity
Source: RefSeq, a predicted model, not a curated record
UACAUAACCACAAUGACAUUUUAAAACCGUACAACGUUACUGGCGUGUGGUUACUGUACAGGUUGGGGUACUCUGUAAGAUGACUGACAGGAUGGGAGGAGGAAAAGUUGCCCUUAUCACUGGAGCUAACGCGGGUAUUGGCCUGACUCUUGCGGAGAGACUCCUAACUAUACACAAAGACCUUCACCUUUGUUUGGCAUGUCGAAACAGACAGAGGGCGGAGACUGCUCGAAAAGUCCUGCUUCUCUCUCAUCCCAGAUCCCAGAUCUCCAUAGUAACGUUAGAUACCAGCAAUAUUCAGUCAGUCCUUUCAGCCAUCAGUGAUAUCAAGAAACAAUUUUCAAGGAUAGACUAUCUGUACCUCAAUGCUGGAAAGAUGAGUGUGAAGAAUUUAAACUUUUCUAACCUGUUUAAAUCCAUUCUGAAAAUGAACACCUUGUUUUUGUUUAACACCGGACAUGGGUUGCUAGUUCACUCAGAUGAACAAACUCCAGAGGGCCUUAUGAGCACAUUUGCUACAAACACUUUUGGACAUUUUGUUCUGGUAAAAGAACUGGAAGACAUCCUCGGAGGUACACAGUCUUCACAGAUCAUCUGGACAUCGUCUGUGGCUGGUGUUCGUUCAGCCUUUAACCCCCGCGACAUACAGGCCAGAAAUGGUAAGGAUCCCUACGGAUCUACUAAAUGUGUGAUUGAUACUACAAGUUUGGUGCUGAAUGAAAAAUUGAAAAGAAAGAAUAUCUACUCCCACACAACAUGUCCCGGACUAGUCCUGACCAAUAUGACCAAUGGUAUCUUAGCAUCGUGGAUCUGGUGGCUCAUUCUCCCCUUCCUGUAUAUUUUCCGGUUGGUGCUGGACCAUCUAAGUAUCGAUACCUAUCGAGGAAGUGAAUCUCUGGUAUGGCUGUCACAACAGGAGCCAGAUUGUCUGAAGACAGGUGUUAGGUACCACAGUUCCACUGAUGUUUGGGGGAGCACCACUGUUCUACCUGUACAGGUAAAUUUUACUUUGGAGGAGUCUUUUAAGGUAUAUGAAGAAAUGAACAACCUUUACAAAGGGUUCAAGGAGAAGUACAAGAGUCUGGAUAAAUGCGACAAAAGAAAGCAUCUGGUGACCUAGAUAUACACAAUUACAUUGUCUCAAGAUCUUCGAUUAAAUUGAUCCUACCUCAUUUGUGUUACGGAGAAAUUGUCAUCACAGGUUUUAACUUUCGUCUUUUUCGCCAUCCAUAAUUACAAGGAAUUUUACAUGAUAACGAAUAUAAGUACAUUGUAAUCUAUAUAACUAAUUACAUCUGAAGGGCAAAAUCAACACUGAGCAAAUAUCGAUUUUACCAAGUUGAAUCUUUGAAGGAACUGUGCUGUGAUACAUAGUGUGUUAUUCAUUUUGAAAUGUUGUAUUGAUAAGGUGCUGUAACUAAUUAGAUAUUGUAUUUAUAUAGAAUCUAGUAAUAUACCAGUUAAUGAGAUAAUAUGAGACAUCCACUUAGCCAAAUGCUUUCAGUUUCAAUAGAUGUAAAUUAAAUGGGGACUGACAUUUCAUUAAUAGCAAACUUGCCAACUCUCCCUAUUUUGGAGGGAGACUCCCAUUAUUGGACCCUAAAUCUGAACAGUUGAAAUCAGUAAACUUGCUAAACUAUUUGUAUAUUCUAAGAACUAACAAUUUUAUCUGAACGAACAACUCAAAACAUGCCAAUCUAAAGUGUUAUUUUGCCAGCAGUGGCUAUUUUCACAUAUAUUCUAUUUAUAUUUUUGAUUCUGAGCAUGCAGAAUCUAGAUCUUCCUCAUCGGAAAUUUCAAAACGUUGGCUAGUAUGUAAUAACUUAGAGGUUAAGGAAUGUAAACUGCAAGCAUUACUGCUAGACAACUGAUGAUAGUCAUACAAAGAUAGACCUGGUACUAUAGGUUGGUACUUGCUUUAUUCACUUUAACAAAAGAUGGUGCCAAAUGAAAAACCCAGCAAAUAUUAACACCAUUUAUUGCUGAAUAAUGAUGAUAAAAUAACAGUUUAAUAUUGUAUUUUGCUAUAUUUUCGAAAAACGAUUGUAAAAUAAAUCUCAUCAUACGAAGAUCAAAGUGAUCUCUCGGGUACGAUACUUUUUCCUGGCCAUGUUUUGCGAAAUUUAAUCCCGAUGAAGUAGUUCUGAUCAGAACACAACCGUGAAAUGUUAGCCUGGCAAAAUAUAAACCACUAUCAGUAUACCAUGUACUUCGCUUUUACUGGUAAAAAUGUAGACAGUCAAUAAUUAAGUUUUAUUAAUGAUUAAAAGAUUAAAUAAAUAUAUGAUAACUCAAGAGGAGAAUUGCCUAAUCUUAACAAGCAUCAGUAUGAUAUUUAAGAUUUUGCCAAAUAUAACAACUGGAAAGGAAAUCUUUUGUCUUUAAAGGUUGAUAAAAUCUCUUGCUUCCAUUUAUACUAAUUUGUUGUAAAAUAUAAAAUCAUCUAUGUAAAACCUUGUUUUGUCAUUGUAUUGAUAUCUUUAUUUAAAUAAAAAUAGAAGAAAACUAUUUCCAAAAUGUGUCUUUCAUCCAAUUGGAGAACAUUAUAGAAAUCAUGUUAAACUUUGUUAGUUUCUGAUGUUUUAGUAUAUUCUGUUAUUUUCAUUAAAGUGCUGUCUUGUCUGUCUAGUGUAAGCAUGAUUUCUACAUUUAGAAACGAAACAUAUUUAUGCUCACUUAAAUGAUCUGACUUUGCAUAUGACAAAGUUGUACAUUUGCUAAAUAUGAUGAAAUUAUAUUUUGAUUGUCAAAACUUUAUUCUUGUGAAUCCAUAUCUGUUGUUUGUUUUUGUGUAGAUAAUUGGUCUGAUUCUAAAUACAAUUAACUUCAUUUGUAUUGGACUUAAUUUAUUUGUCAAAUGAAAUGAAACAGUUAUAUUUGGUUGAUGAGCUUGAUGUUUUGAGCUUUGGCUCGCCUGUCUUCCACAAUUGGCCAGAAUGAAUGGAGAUAUUUUACUUUGAAAGUCAAAUGCCAUGAAAUUCAUUUCGGCCAAGCUUCAUUACUUUCCAUAGUAAUACAUUCAUUUUUUGUUAACAGUUUAAAUAUACAUUGUCUAGAAUAAUAUAAUUUUAAGAUGAACAGUUUGUCCAGUAAAAUGAUACAUGUAUUUUAA